Messenger RNA from Solea senegalensis (Senegalese sole), 509 nucleotides. It is a transcript of the gene rps25, whose product is annotated as ribosomal protein S25. NCBI's taxonomy places the organism in Eukaryota, Metazoa, Chordata, Actinopteri, Pleuronectiformes, Soleidae. Gene Ontology annotation, cellular component: cytosolic small ribosomal subunit. The record is from RefSeq and is a predicted model, not a curated record. Gene Ontology annotation, molecular function: structural constituent of ribosome. The transcript has 5 exons. Bases 80 to 451 code for a protein of 123 amino acids.
UAUUUCCGCAUAUACGGGUUGUCUAAGGGGUUGUAGCACGGGUGGACUUCCUUUCGCUCCGACAUCUUGACGAGGAAACAUGCCUCCCAAACAAGACAAGAAGAAGGACACUGGGAAGUCCAAAAAGGACAAGGACCCAGUCAACAAAUCUGGAGGCAAAGCCAAGAAGAAGAAGUGGUCCAAGGGAAAAGUUAGGGAUAAGCUCAACAACCUGGUCCUCUUCGACAAGGCCACCUACGAAAAGUUGUACAAAGAAGUCCCCAACUACAAACUCAUCACCCCUGCUGUUGUGUCUGAGAGGCUGAAGAUCCGUGGCUCUCUGGCCAGGAACGCCCUUCAGGAACUGCUUGCUAAAGGCAUGAUCAAACUGGUGUCCAAACACAGAGCACAGCUGAUUUACACACGUAACACCAAGGGUGGAGAUGAGGAGGGAGCACCAGAGAAAGCAUAACAAGGUUUUCCGGUUUCCUGUUUGUAAUGAAAGGUGAAUAAAUUCUGUAAAGACAAAA